AUGGCAGAGAAUCAAGCAGGAAGCCAUGUGCUUGCCAACAUGGCAACAGUAUCAGCUCCUUCUGAGUUUAAUUUCUCCCUUCCAGGAUCAUGGAAUCAGUGGAAAAAGAGGUUACAAAGAUAUAUGUCGGUUAGUGGUUUUAUAAACAAACCAGAAGCUGAAAAAAUUGAUAUGCUAGUGUAUCUAAUGGGGGCAGAAGCAGAGGAAAUUAUAACUCAAUUUAAUCUAACACCCGCACAGCAAGUAUAUAGUAUUAUUAUCGAGAAGUUUGACGCUCAUUUUAUACCCCAAAAGAACGUAAUAUUUGAACGAUUCAAGUUCAACACACGUAGUCAACAGCCAGGGGAGUCGGUGGAUGCAUAUAUCACUGCACUUCAUAGCCUGGCAGAGCAUUGUAGUUAUGGGGCUCUAAAAGAUGAGUUAAUAAGAGACCGCAUAGUAGUAGGAGUUUUAGAUGUAAAAGUAAGUGAGAGGUUACAACUCCAAAAGAACCUAACAUUAGGGGAAGCUGUAUUAACAGUACGUCAAGCCGAGCUGCAGAAUUCUCAAAACAGGAUUCUUAGGCAAGAACGAGUACAAGAAGUAGCUACGGUCAAUGCACACAGAGGUAACUACUGGUCACAAUCACAAGCAGAACCAAAUAAAUAUGGAUAA
This is a messenger RNA of Diabrotica virgifera virgifera (western corn rootworm), 654 nucleotides long. RefSeq lists its product as uncharacterized. The record is from RefSeq and is a predicted model, not a curated record. NCBI's taxonomy places the organism in Eukaryota, Metazoa, Arthropoda, Insecta, Coleoptera, Chrysomelidae. Bases 1 to 654 code for a protein of 217 amino acids. The transcript has a single exon.